AUGCGGCUUGAGCCUCGCCGCAUUGCACCACGGCAUGGUUUAACCAUCUUUCACUUCAUCAUCGAUUGUCAACAGCAGUGUUGUGCUCCUUGGGCUUCGUCAUGUACUGACACCAGAACGAGCGACGUCACUACGCCUGACACUGUUGGCCAACUACAUCAAUUCCACUCACCUCUGCGAGAACGCGUAAAGCAUCUCCGAAGGAUUCUGGAGACGAUUGCCAUCUGCAAUCAUAGUCGCGGCGGUUUGCAUGCGUGUACAGUGGUUGGCUUGGCACACCCAGCGAUGACAAGAUCAACCAUAUGA
Messenger RNA from Heterobasidion irregulare TC 32-1, 306 nucleotides. RefSeq lists its product as uncharacterized. Bases 1 to 306 code for a protein of 101 amino acids. The transcript has a single exon. The record is from RefSeq and is a predicted model, not a curated record. Lineage: Eukaryota; Fungi; Basidiomycota; Agaricomycetes; Russulales; Bondarzewiaceae.